UCCGGCGGUGACGACCUCCUUACGAGAACAUGCCUCUCGCAAAGGAUCUCCUUCAUCCCUCUCCAGAGGAGGAAAAGAGGAAACACAAGAAAAAGCGCCUGGUGCAGAGCCCCAAUUCCUACUUUAUGGAUAUGAAGUGCCCAGGAUGCUAUAAAAUCACCACGGUCUUUAGCCAUGCACAGACGGUAGUCUUGUGUGUCGGUUGCUCCACUGUCCUCUGUCAGCCUACAGGCGGGAAAGCAAGACUGACAGAAGGAUGCUCCUUCAGGAGGAAGCAGCACUGA
This is a messenger RNA of Arvicola amphibius (Eurasian water vole), 284 nucleotides long. RefSeq names its product 40S ribosomal protein S27-like. Gene Ontology annotation, molecular function: RNA binding; structural constituent of ribosome. The transcript has a single exon. Gene Ontology annotation, biological process: ribosomal small subunit assembly; translation. The record is from RefSeq and is a predicted model, not a curated record. The coding region runs from base 30 to 284 and encodes 84 amino acids. Gene Ontology annotation, cellular component: ribosome; cytosolic small ribosomal subunit. Lineage: Eukaryota; Metazoa; Chordata; Mammalia; Rodentia; Cricetidae.